This is a messenger RNA of Dermacentor silvarum, 775 nucleotides long. RefSeq names its product protein CutA homolog. The transcript has 7 exons. The coding region runs from base 160 to 699 and encodes 179 amino acids. Gene Ontology annotation, biological process: response to metal ion. Lineage: Eukaryota; Metazoa; Arthropoda; Arachnida; Ixodida; Ixodidae. Gene Ontology annotation, molecular function: copper ion binding. The record is from RefSeq and is a predicted model, not a curated record.
UUUUUGAUCAACGUUGCUUUUUGAUUACGUUUGUCAAUCGUAUUGUUGGUAUUGUUUUGUUACUUUUUAUCGUUGAUGGGCAGCUGUGUAAAACCUGUAUACUCUGUGCUGGACCGUUUAUGACACCAUAGUGCAUUUUCUAGCUCACGUUUUCAGUAGAUGCCAGUUCCUGUGCCAAAGUUCGCAGCGCUGAAACGAUCUCCGUUUACUUGGACGUCGGUCGGCGUUUUCGCGGUCAUCUUUGUUGCGCUGUUAAUGCACCAAGGCCUACUAUCCUUUAUUGCUCGCCGAGCCCUUGCAUCAAUGGCAGGAGCCAGUGCCACAGGAAACUUCUCCUCUGGUACCUUUUCCGUUUCCUAUGUCACGGCACCCAACCAGGAUGUUGCUAAGAAGCUGGCCACUGGUCUGGUCGAAAAGAAGCUAGCAGCGUGUGUCAACAUAGUUCCUGGCGUUGUCUCUGUAUAUGAAUGGAAAAAUGAAAUUCAGACUGACUCUGAAGUUCUCAUGGUGAUCAAGUCACGGGCAUCACGGCUAGAUGAAAUGACAAAAUAUGUUCGGGACAACCACCCCUACGAGGUGUGCGAAGUCAUAUCCACACCGAUCCAGCAUGGAAACCCUCCAUACCUAAAGUGGAUCUCCGAAGUUGUGCCUGAGGCAGGUGAUGGAAGUGUCACGUCAGGGGCAGGCCAGGCGAAAUGAAUGAAACAGUGUGCUGGAAUGCUUGAGCAAGUGAACAUUUUUGCAUGCAAAAAUAAAAAGAUGCUGUCUGGAAGAA